UAUUGUCACACAUUGAUAAACAUGUGAUCUUUGCUGAAAUAGUUGGCCACGAAUUUAUUCUUUUUUUCGAUUCAAUUUUUUUUCUUGGAAUCAAAUCAUGGCAUUCCUUCUUCAAUGUUGUUUUCAAUCAUACACAAGAAAUGCAUUAUAUCGAUUAUCACCGAUAUCUUCAUCGAUAUUAAACAUUGAUUCGAAUAAUUUAUUCACAAGCCAAAAACGUUAUGCUGCUCGAAAAGGUAAACGUAUAGCGGCGACACGUGAAAAACAAAAAUUAGCUCGUUUACGUCGUAUGGAACAGAAAGUUGAGCCACCGAAAGAAUGGAAACCACAAAAAUUAUCGGUAGAUAAAUCAUUGAAAGCAGUGAGUAAAAAAUUCAACGAUGCAGAUCGAAAAAGAUUAUCGGAAAUAGUUGAUAAUGUUAUCGUCAUGGAUCAAUAUAAAGAACGUAAAUAUCCAUUCACUGAAGUAAUGGCUAUGAUUCGUGAAACUCAUCAACCAGAAUUAUACGGUGAACCAGAUGCUUUGGUUGAAGCACGUAUCGAUUUAGAUCUACGAACAAAGAAGAAAACAAAAUUUGUUAAUCGUUUUACCGGUAUUGUUUCAUAUCCAAAUAUAUUUCAGUUCGCUAUUAAACGUAAAGUGAUUGCUUUAUGCAAAACUGAUGAAGAUGAAGAACAAGCCCGAAAAGCUGGAGCAGAAUUAGCCGGAUCAAGUGAUAUCAUUAGAAUGCUUAAAGUUGGUGACAUAACAUUGGAUAAUUUCGAUGAUCUAGUAUGCCAUGGUGAUAUGCUUAUUGAAUUGAACACUAUCCGUGGAAUGGUUGGAAAUUAUUUUCCCACCAAACAACGUGGUAAUAUUGGUUUCGAUAUGGAACGUUUAGUUCGUUAUUUUAUUAAUGGCAUUGAAUAUAAAAUGAUCAAAGAUGAUAUUGAACCAGAUUAUGGUUUCGUACGAAUACCAUUCGGUCGUUUAAAUCAAAAUGACGCGGAACUUGAAGAAAAUUUUCAAUGUUUAUUAAAAGCAAUCGAUUCAAAUCGACCUGGUCAAGGUGUAACAUUUGAUUUUAUAACAAGAAUAUUGAUAUCAUCAGAACCAUCACCUGAAAAAUUUCCAAUUACAUUUUGGAAUCAUAUUGAUGACUAUGAAGAUCCUACAGCCGAAGACAAUGAUGAUGAUGAUGAAGAAAUGAAAAAGCAAAAAGCCACAAACAAGUGACCGAUUAAUGAUCGAAAUUGAAAUUUGUAUAUAAAUGUGAUUUAAUGAUUAAAAUAUAAAAGUGGAAUAAUGUUUUUUAAACAAGAAAAAAUAAAUUAGAUAAAUCGAGAUGGAUAGAUUUUGAUGAUUGGCCAAUACUAAAUAAAAAGUGUG
Messenger RNA from Dermatophagoides farinae (American house dust mite), 1369 nucleotides. It is a transcript of the gene mRpL1, whose product is annotated as mitochondrial ribosomal protein L1. The record is from RefSeq and is a predicted model, not a curated record. NCBI's taxonomy places the organism in Eukaryota, Metazoa, Arthropoda, Arachnida, Sarcoptiformes, Pyroglyphidae.